AUGCCCAAGAAAACCUCGACUUCCGACUCGCUCGCGCAGGCACCCCUCAUUCUCCGCACACCGGAACUGUCGCCCCUGGCGGUUAACUUUGACCAACUCGGCAACAGCGACGCACUGCCGUCGCGCUCUAAUCCGUACCCAGGCGGCAUGAGCCCUAAUUCUCCUCGCACCUUGUCUCAGGCCGACCGCCAAUUGUCCGUCGUAAGCAAACAUGACCAUGUUCACAAGGGCAGCGAGUGGAGAAAGAAGUAUUCGGCUCUUAUCGGCGGCAGUGCUUGCAGCAAUGACAACCCCGCAUCCAGCCUCCACCACACCGACUCGUUCAAAGCAGACCCUUCCUCCGAUGUGACCACGACGAGCAGCACCGCGGCUGCUGGACUGUACAUCUCGGCGCCUCUAUCCCCGCCUGUAGGGUAUCCCAUGCCUGGCUCUGCCCAGCAGUCCAUGCGUGCAGCAACACCUGUGGAUGACCCUCGCGCAUCCGUCAUCUCGUCGUCGUCAUCGGGUUCAUCCCAUGCCGGCUCGACAAAGAGCUGCGGAAGCAGGCCCACACCUCCGCAAUGGGCACAACCACCGAAGAAGAUGGCCAACCGUGCGUCGUCCUUCGACUCGGGCCUCGACCGGGGUGCUGUCGAGAGACCUCCGGUGCGAGGGGCUGCUGAACAUAACCCCGAGCAGUUUAAGGGCCCAGCUGGCGAGUGGGUCCAGAUUCUUCGUGGCGAAGAAGGCCGCAUCGCCAUCAAGAGUACAUCGUAUCAAUAUGAAGUACUUGCAUGGCUACCCCAUUUCUCUAUAAAUGACAUUACAAUUGUUACACGCAAGAAUCAUGUGCUGCACAUUGUCGCAGACCAGUGGGAUGAGAACGAUCAUGCGCAAUGGGAAAUCCGUCUCGGCGAUGACGCGGCGAUGAACUCGAUUCGUGCCAUGUUCUCCGGCUCGGAACUUGUCAUUACCGUCGCUCGCAACGCCAAGCUCGUUCCCAGCAAUGUGUCGGCGCAGUCGGACGUCACGAUGCGGACGGCGUCAACACGCGCACUGAGUUACUCGGGUACAGUUGGUCAUCAUGAGCGUAGCUUCAGUUCGCCGACGACAUCGUGGUCCGAAAACGAUCGGCGCGAUCUGGAAGCUCGGAUGUCUCGUGGGGCCGAACGGUUCUGA
Messenger RNA from Cutaneotrichosporon cavernicola, 1158 nucleotides. RefSeq lists its product as uncharacterized. Lineage: Eukaryota; Fungi; Basidiomycota; Tremellomycetes; Trichosporonales; Trichosporonaceae. Bases 1 to 1158 code for a protein of 385 amino acids. The record is from RefSeq and is a predicted model, not a curated record. The transcript is spliced from 5 exons.